AUGUCGGAGCGGCUCUCCCGUCCGUCCAGUCCAUAUCUGGAGCCCCCGAGAAGGAGUACUGAGUUGGAAGACUCGGGGGCUCAAGACUCAGUCAAUGCGGUUUCCUCAGCGGUUCCCAACAGUGAUGAUGAACAUUUUUCGGACGCCAGCGAAGGCCACGAGCGCUCUCGUUCCCACCCACUCUCCGGUCGCACAUCCCCUAUCCCGUUGACUCGAGUUGAGAGGGUGGACGAUCGACCCGCACACGGUGAAGUUCCCGGUACAGUUGCAUAUGAAAAAAGGGAACAAGACGCUGUCCCUGAUGAAAUUGAAAUCAUCCCGACGGGGUCACAUAGCAGGAGCUCGUCCACUGUGGGCUCGCAAAACCGCCCAUUGACUCCCGGAGGGUCGCCCAUCCCUCGAACAAUUGUUGAAAAGGUCGAUGUAAAUCAACCAAGCCAUGGUGACGUCCCUGGGACGCUUGCAUAUGAGAAGCGUAGAGCAGACGCAGUACCAGAUCUUGUCAUCAAAGCGUCAGAACCGGACAUCGAUUCCCCUGCGGGUGACGCCGAAUCAAACGAGCCUGGAUCUGUCACCGGAAUGCAGGUCCCUGCCACAGUGGUCUCACAAGUAGAUUCAACGGCAAUUGAAGACUCGACUUACAGUCUACAGGCUCAUAGGAGGCGCCCAAGUGAUGCCGCUCCAGAUGUGAUAGAGAAGAUUUCAGAUGCACCAGAUCACACCUCACUGAGAGGCUCGUUAACGAGUCAAAGCCUCAUUCGUGAUUCAGUUGAGGACGACCGUGACUACGAAGACAAUGCGACACCCGAAACUCCUCAGGACCAUGCAGCUGCGGACGAUUUUGACGACUUUGCAGAAGAGCAAGAUUUAGCAGAUGAUGACUUUGGCGACUUCGACGAUGGCUUUCAAGAACCGGAUGGAGAGACUGCUGAGCCAGAAUUGAUUGAGCCUCAGCAGCCUCUCCCGCAUCCUUUAGCUUCUUUUCCCGAUCUCCACGCCGCCUUGGAUCAAUACCUCGACAAACUCUAUCCCACUUCCAAGAAUGUUGAAUCGCUCCCUCCUCUAGAGCCAAUCCAAGAUGCCUCCUCCAUCUUCAGUACUGAGCGAUCCCUGUCACUUUGGUCUCAGCUCGUCGCGCCGCCGCCAUUGCAGCCGCAAAACUGGGUCAAGUCGCGAAUUCGCCGUCUUUUCUUGGUUUCUUUGGGCGUUCCCGUUGACCUGGAUGAGAUACUGCCGGCUUCAAAGCAAAAGAAGCUCGUGCUUCCAUCUAUCAAUCUGAGCGGCUCAGACACUACUGGAUCUGCCGUUCAUUCACGCUCUCAUAGUCAGGCCAGGAAAAGCGGCUCACAAGACGGCAUUGACAGUCCCACAACGUCUGCUCCGACAGGUCGGCAUCGAACAUCUCGUCGCCGUGACCGGUCUCCGCCACCGCAGCUGGAUCUGUCGGCCGUGCGGCGACUAUGUGCCACCACCGAUGCAGCAUUGGACGGGUUGACCGACGCGGAGUUGAGGACGCACGUCAAGGAACUUGAGCAAGUCACGCUUCGGGCUAGUUCUGUCCUUGAAUACUGGCUGAAGCGUCGAGAUGGACUAGUCAGUGAGAGGGAGGCAUUUGAAGGCGUGAUAGAGAAUCUUGUUAAUCAUGCAAGGCGUGUGAGGAAGUGA
Messenger RNA from Aspergillus fumigatus Af293, 1665 nucleotides. RefSeq names its product DUF5102 domain-containing protein. Bases 1 to 1665 code for a protein of 554 amino acids. The record is from RefSeq and is a predicted model, not a curated record. The transcript is spliced from 4 exons. NCBI's taxonomy places the organism in Eukaryota, Fungi, Ascomycota, Eurotiomycetes, Eurotiales, Aspergillaceae.